GAGAUUAGCUUCAAGUUCGCCGACCGUGCCGAAGUCCCUGGAUGGCUGGGAGUGGAUGUGCAGUCGGAGGUCAUCGGGCGCAUCCUCGAGGUGAAGCCAGACCGAAUCCUGCUGGUCUGCGAGAAGACUGUCGAUGAGAUGCACGGCGACUACUUCAAGCCCCUGAUGGAGGCUGGGGCUUCCGGCGGUGGGGGUGACAAUUUCCACUCCGAGCUCGUGCCACCGUUGGAGAAGAUGGUGCUGCCCAGUGGCGAUGAGGCUAAGGCCUGGGAGCACCUCACACAGCUCAUGGAGUGGGCCUUCCGCGUGGGGGCUACGAAGAAAUCGCUGGUUGUUGCGUUCGGUGGCGGUGCCCUCAUGAAUGUGUCGGGCCUGUUCGCCUCCAUCCUGUACCGGGGAAGCAAGCUGAUCUAUGUGCCGACCACUUUGCUUGCCAUGCACGACGUGACCACGUCACUCAAAACGUCCAUCUGCUACAACGGACGAAAGAACAACAUCGGCUCCUUCUACGCCCCUCUGAAGAUUCUGAUCGACGUGGGCUUCUGCCGUACUUUGCCGAGGGCGGAACUCUUCUCCGGCCUUGGCGAGCUUGCGAAGAACGCGGCGCUGCUGGGCGGAAAGCAUGCUGAUGGUUUCCGCAAGGCGUUGAGCUCCGAGAGGAUCAAUUCAGAUGCAGGCGGAUCAGGCGAUGAGUUCACCAUGGACGAUCACAUGCUCAUGGAGCUCUUGGCUCUGGGCAUUGAUGCCAAAAUGUCCGUGCUCGCGAAAGACGCGUACGAGAGGAACGCUGGCAUGAUUUUCGAGUAUGGUCACACUGUCUCCCAUGCCAUUGAGAAGGCGUAUGGCGAUGGUGUGGUUCCCCAUGGCCUGGGUGUUACCUAUGGCAUGCUCUCCAGCCCUUUGACAAAGAAUCUUUGA
This is a messenger RNA of Symbiodinium pilosum, 918 nucleotides long. NCBI's taxonomy places the organism in Eukaryota, Dinophyceae, Suessiales, Symbiodiniaceae. The record is from the annotation of a GenBank genome assembly.